This is a messenger RNA of Drosophila sechellia, 1059 nucleotides long. RefSeq lists its product as uncharacterized. The record is from RefSeq and is a predicted model, not a curated record. NCBI's taxonomy places the organism in Eukaryota, Metazoa, Arthropoda, Insecta, Diptera, Drosophilidae. Bases 462 to 938 code for a protein of 158 amino acids. The transcript has a single exon.
UGCGAUAAAAGCGAAAAAAUAGUUUUUUAACCCAUUUCGCCUGCCACACAAUUGCGACUGUCUACUUUAAUCCCAUUUAGUAUUUUGAUUUGGGCAAGGCCAAAUUUCUACCAAAUAUGGAAAUUUUACAAUUUCGCUUUGAUUUCUGCCAUGGGGAAUAUAAAUUUUUUCGUCGGCCUUUUAUGUUUCAAUACUGGUAAAUUAUGCGAGAAAACGUUUGACGCCCCAAAGCGUUGUAAUCACAUUCAGUUACCUGCUGAAAAUAAUGGAAAUAUCAUUAAACAAAGGAUAUCUUUGUUUUCAUUAAUGUGUUCUAGAAAUGAAUUUCCGUUAUGUAUGCUAUUAUGGGUUGUCCUAGAGAAAACAUUCAAUAAUACUAGAAUAGAAACACCCGACACAGUGUAGCUACAACUAUACACAUCCCAAUAAACUAAGACCCAUUCAAAACAAAAAAAAGGACAAUGUCCGAACACAAGCACAUUUUGAAGAAGGAUGCCACCUUCCAUGCGAACAGUGGAUCGCAACCAGAUCUAUUGGAUCGUACCUACGGAUUUCUGAAGGCGGCCCGAAUAAACACUCCCAUCCCGAAGUCCCGUGUAUCCAUGGAUACGCGUAAGCUUGUGCAGAAGUUGCAGACCAUUACCAAGCGGGAUCAGGAAAAGGACGAGGUCGAGGACGAGGACGAGUUUGAUAAUUUUACUUCUCUUAUGUCCUCGGAGGAUUCGGAAUGCGCCGGAAUGUCGGAGUUUGAACUCAAACGGAAACAAUUCGAUACAGCCGAAUUUACCAUAACUCGAGGCAUCAAGCUAAGUCAAAUAUUUUGUCCCAAGGAUUCUGGCCUACAUCUGCCGCUGGCUUCGAAGGAAGCUGCGGGUUUAAACUCUUUCGAUGACAUGAAGACCUACUGUCGCCAAAUGAACAUCCAUUUGGCCAGAUAAAUCGCUGUGCAGGGAUUGCCGAAUCUUAAUAUAUUAUACUUUGCUUACGAAUAAAUCCUACUCUUAUAUACAUUGCUUAGUUACCUUCACUUUUGCCUGACUAUGUCCUUGUCGCCAUGCA